This is a messenger RNA of Petromyzon marinus (sea lamprey), 8280 nucleotides long. Its product is annotated as transmembrane protein 214-like. The record is from RefSeq and is a predicted model, not a curated record. Lineage: Eukaryota; Metazoa; Chordata; Hyperoartia; Petromyzontiformes; Petromyzontidae. Gene Ontology annotation, cellular component: Golgi apparatus; endoplasmic reticulum.
UCCCCGUGUUAACUGGGUGCUUUGUCACGUGACGGGAAGGGAUGGACCCUCGUGUUCGCAGACACAGGAGCAGCAGCAGCAGGAUGGGCUACAGCUCGCGAUAGGAACAGCAGCGAGCGGAGCUGCAACAGCGGAAGCUGUAACAGCAGCAGCAACAGUGCUGUCAACAUCGGUAGAGAUAGCAGCUGCAGCAGCAGCAGUAACGGUCGUGACAGCUGCAACAACAGCAGUAGGUACAGUGAGUGAUAGGAGCUGCAGCAGUCACGGCGGUAGCAGCAGUUGUAGCAGCAAGAGCGAUUUCAUUGGUAACAAACAGCAGCAACAGCAGCUGCUAACAGCGUUAGAAGCUCUAGCAACAGCAGAAACAGCACCAAAACGAGGCAGCAGCAGCUAUUGUUGAAACAACAGAAUAAAGGGCAGUUGCGGCAGCAAUAACGAGAAACAGUUGAAGCAACAGCAAGAUACGAAGCAUCAUCAGCAAUAGUAGCAUCAGUAGCAACAGCAGCAGCAAGAGGCGUGUGGAGAGAGGAGUGAUGGUUUCCUCCGAGACCCUCUGGAAGUCAGUGGGCAGGUGCGACGGAGAUGCCCCAAAGAGGUCACAAGGAGGAAGGGGCCCAGCCAGAGGCUCCAGCUGGGGCCGUCAAGAGCCUCCAAACGAGAGCCACUCUCCCCCUGCGACGCUGACCGACGCCCUCACAGAUCUGGACGAGGAGGAGCUGCAGGCCGAGUUGACCAGAAGCAAGGUGGAGCUCCCGGCGUCGCCCUUCACCUGGGCCAGGAGUCUCGCCUGCGCCCUCAACAACAGGAUCCCUGUCCCCGAGCCGGAGCCCACGCUCUGGAAGCACCCGCACGACUACCCGCUCUGCUUGGCGAGCAAACGUCUUCGUAACAUUAUUGAGUCCGUCUUGGCAAAGGCCUCCCUGCUGGAGCUGCAAGGUCUCUUCGAUUUCUGCCUGCACAUGAUUCUUAGAGUGGCGGACAAAGGUGACGGAUCCUAUGGAUACAGAAUAUUCUUGCAGGCCAUAGUCAGGAGGAGCCCAGCGGUGGUGCGAGACAAUUUAGACAAGUACCUUGAGUUGGUGAAGAAGCAUCAGAACAAGUCCAGGCGCUGCCUCUGUAUCCUGUGGUCGGUGGGGCAAGUGGGGCACAGCGACCUGGCCUCUGGACUCUUGGUGUGGUUUUCCGUGAUGCUUCCCGUGUUGGGAGUCAAGUCUCUCUCCGCCUACGCCAUCUGCUACCUGGAGCGCCUGCUCGUGCUCCACCCUAAACCCUGCGCCGGCUACGGGGUGCUGGGCCCGCAGGAGCUGUUCCCCGUCCUCGACUUCGCAUUCAUGCCCAACAACGCGCUACAGCCACAGCUGCAGAUGCAAUUGCUCGAUCUCUACCCCAAGCUGGUUGUGCUGGCGUACGGCGCGGAGCCGGAGAUGGUCAUGCACACCUACUUCCCCUCCUUCCUCUCGCGCCUCACCGUCUCCUGCCCGCCGAGGCUCAAGAUAGAGCUCCUGCGCAGCCUCACCGAGUGCCUGCGCUGGGACUGGUGCUCGUUUUCCGUCUGGAAGAAGCUCUACACCGCCCACCUGGAGCAGUCCAGCAUUUUGCUGAGACAUCUGUUGGAAAACUGGGGCACUCCUGCAGUUGCCAAGGUCGUUUCGACGGAGCACCUGCGGCGGACGGCGCAGGACUUCGCGGCGACGAACGCAGAGCUGCUUGCCCGCGGGCGCUGCGUGGACACGGGCGGGUUCGUCGCCUGCACGCACGUCACGGCGGAUCUCCUGGAGAAGCUGCGCCGGCACCGGGCGUCCUCGCGGUGGCCGCGCCGCCUGGUGCUCGUGGCCUCGCUGCUCGUGGCGCUGUGCGCUUGCGACGUGCACGCCCACGGCUCCUACCAGGCCUCGUCCACGGCGCUGCUGCUCCGCGGUGCCAACCUUGAAGCGGCACCGCAGGAGGUGUUGGCGUCGCUCUCUCGCGCCGCCACGCAGGCCGGCAGGUGGGCGCGGGAGACGGUGCCCGCGUGCUGCUCGCGAGCCGUCGCGGCCGCGGGGCCCGGCGUGCGGUGGGCGCGCGAGGCGGUGGUGACGGCGGCGCUGGACUCGUGGAGCUGCGUCUCAACCGCCGUGCGGGCGCUGUGUGACGCCGUGCCGCCCCUUGUCACCUGGGCCACGUCGCACUCCUCGCUCAACGCCUCGACGCACGCCCUGGGCGAGCUCGCCUCCUCCGUGCUCGGCCACGGCUGGCAGCUGCUGGCCCCGACGCGCGACCUGGCCGCGGCGCUCGCGCACGCCGGCCGCCGCGCCUGGGCCGCCGCCCCGGGGGCCGCCGCCGCCUCCUGCGCCGCCGCGGCCGAGACGUUGAAAUCAGCGCUGCGCAGCUCCUGGCUGUGGCUCGGCGACGUCGUCCCCCGCCGCUGGGACGAAGCCCGGAGGCGCUCGGCGGAGGCGUGGUUUGACGCGCGCCGCAGACUGCUCCCAGACGGGUUUCCCGAAUCGCCGGCCGCCGGGGCGGUCGCGGCGGCGGCGCGCGGGUUCGUGAUGGAGGCCAUCCCGUCGGCCGCGGCCCGGCUGCUGUCGUGGCUGAGCGGCGCGAUCCUGACGGCGCUCGGCGACGUGUCCACGUGGAUCGAGUGCCGCGUGGAGGAGAGGAGUCUAAACGUGUCGCGCUGGCUGGCGGAGGAUCUCCCCGAAGCCUCGACCACCGCCUGGGCCUGGAUCUCCGAAGUUCUCCAGGGCGACGUGUCGUGCUGCAUCCAAGAUUGCGUCGUUGCUCUCCUGCGCCUGAGCUGGGCCUGCCUCAGAGUCGCCGCCCAGGUGGUCGGCAACGUGGCCGGCUUGCUCCACUGAUCGCGAUCGGAGGUGGGCGUGGCGGGCCCUUGGCUCCGCGUGGAGCACUCGGUACGUUUCGAAGACGCCUGGAGUCCGACGUCGCUCCACCAGCUAAGCUCCGCUCAUCGUGGCCGAUUGUACGCGCUGACUGCUUCAGAGGGUUCAGCGGGUCUCAUUACCAGACAUCACAGGUGCAACCUUACCGGCUCUCUUCGCUCGGCCACUUGCCCACGUCUUAACGCCCUGUUGCAUACCACGUCGGCGCCACUCGGUUGUGGUAUCAUUGCCGCGUAUGGGACCAGAAACACCGUGUCUUGGUGGGCAGAUUCCGUACAUAAUUACAUCGAUCGGUAUUUAAGUUAAUAUUGAUGGGUUGAUACGCUGUGGGGCUACGUUGUGGGCAGCAGAGAGCAGUGCAGCAAAAUCUAUUGUUGUAUUGUACUGUGCUCCAACGUCUAUGCUCCCCGCCUUCACCAAUCUACACCGACCAGCACGGUGAAGUAUGCUCAAAUAACCCCCACGACUCGCAUGGUAUGGGGGAGGCCCUCAUCCAGCAGUGGAUUGACAGGGUAUCUACAUGUACACAUACUCUAUGGGCCAAACAAGUCAUGUGGUGGCAGCUGAGUUUGGGGCCAGCGGUUACCCUCUGCGAUGGGUAGUUCUCGGUGAUGUUUCCUGCGCAGUGACGUGACCUACCCACGUGUGAUGGAGCCACACACAAUCCCUGAAUAGCUGGCCAGACCAGUACACCAACUGAGCAAUAACUAAGUGAUUGAAAUGGUCCAUUCUAACUCCUGAUGUUCAAGUCAGUACACACACACACGCGUGUAGAUUUGUACAACCUUCGUAUAAAAAACAGUAUUGUUGAGCCUUUUUCACCCAGUUUAUUCCAAGUGUGCUAUUGGCAUCUUGUCAUAUGAUGAAGAGUCUAUAUUGGAAAUCUCGUAAAGCAGUGCAUUCUGUGUGUCGGAGAAGAUCUGCGGAAGAUAUUUGCAGAUGACUGUUCCCGAAGAUGUCUUCAAGUGGCCAAGAAACGUGGUAUUUUCUAAACUUAUCAUUCAAGUAUGUUGCCGAUUUUUUUUACAAUUGCUUUCUUUCAAUGUGGAUAAAGGAAUGCUUCCUACAGGAAACAUAAUUACUCGUCCAACAAUACGAGUUAAAAUGACACUACACUACUCUUACGUUCAGUUUGCAUUAAUUUAUCAGCCUCCGAAUGCCGGUGUGUGAAUGAAUGGUUGGUUACAUUGCCACGGCCAGCCCCUGGACCUCAACCAUGCAGGAUCAGUGUGGUGUCGUGUCGCCUUGUCAAACUUGAAUGGGGGGAACCCCUUUCCAAAUGCAAGUAUCUUAUUCCCACCGUGUGAUGUCCCUUUGAUGAUGUGAGCUCCAGAAAUCGAGGGUGUCGAUGAAGAGUUUAUAGAAAUAUCAUAGCUAUACUAUUAACCGAUAGAUGUAUACGCACGGAUGCUAUAGUAAUUCGAGAGUAUAUAUGAUAACGUGUUUGUUCAGUAUUUCUGCGUGGCUGAUAGCUGUCAGCAUUUCGGCGUUGCGAUGUUACGUCCCGUUUACACGGUAAAGCAGGAUAGCACUAAUAUUUAAUUACGUGAUUUUUAAUGAGAGUCCAUUGGGGAUUUAAGUAUCAACUUUAAGUUGAUGUUGGACAUAAGCCCUUAGUUGUGUUUGUUAAGUUAACUGCCAGCGGCAUAGGCUAUUUCCCUCCAAUAAGAGAUAAACUUCCACAAUAUUAUACCGCUUAAGUAACAAGAUCUGUACCUUCCAGAGAGUCACAGUACUCCGGCGCGCUUUGGCCAAGUAUACGUUUUGCCGACGUCAAAAUAAUUCAGUGGCUGUUUCUAUUAUCAAAAAUUCCACCCCCCCCCCCCCCCCCCCGCAAAAACAAAAUCGGUAUUUCUCGCUCAGAUAAACAUUUCAGGCAGCGUUCAUCUCCUGUUUGAAACCCCGGGCCAGUGCUUGGAAAUUCCACAUUCCUAUAAUGGAGACGAAUGUACCAUUGGACAGCCACUGUUGACUUUUUUAAUGGCCCCCAGAGGGAUAAUUGACCGAGUCAACUCCCAUCCAGGAGUUGAACUCGCAACCUUCCAAUUGCGAGCCACUCGCUACCACCACCGAGCCACAAUAAGAUUACAUUGUGCACUUGUGAACGCGUCGCACAACGAGUUGCGGCGACAGUAUGAAAUCGGUUGGGUUCGGCAGCUGUUCUCCAGAUUGAAUUGCCAUUGAUAUCCCUUUGCUUCGCCAAUACGCAUUGCAUAAGUCUUCCGAGUUCACUCCAGCGGUGUCUUAAGCCUGUGCAGUAAUCGAUCGCUCAAAGGCCACGGCAUUUCGAGUCCGCUGACAGCCGAAGCAAAGUGCGUGGCAUUGCGGCGGGAGCGGCGUUCCAACGCGCUUGUGCCGCUACGCCGAACGUGGCGGCCUGACGGGCUGGCGGUGAUGGGGCGCCACGGUGGCUCGGAGAUGUUAACUACCUCGCCUGGUGUACAGGAGGCCGUGGGUGCGAUCCCCACCCUGACGUCGGUAUAUUUGGAGUUUGCGGUGUCUCUCUCCCCGUGGUCGCGUGGAUUUUUCUCCGGGUCCUCUUGAUUUUUUCCCUCUGCAUUUAGAAUCACCAUGCAUUUCAGAGCGUUUGGCUGAUGGAAAUUUCCACGUGAUAAGCCACUUUGUUUAGCUAUCAUUUGUGGCCAGGUCACUUCUUAAAAAUAGCUACAUAGCUUAGUGGGCCUUAACCGGUGUGGUGGCGUAAAGUGGCAGUUACUUUUCACCUCUUCCUAGAUGUCUGACCAGCGUGGAAGAGUAGGCCAAGAUUAUUUCCUCUUGAGGUGCCUCUCUAUAGGGCUCUUGUCUGGUGGAGUCCCACCACCAGUGGCGUGAGCGGACUAUUGCAGGGCUGCAUCUUUAUCUUACCGCACGGCACUGGGUGCAGCACAACGAGGAUUGCCCGCGAGGGUUUCAGACUCGGGAAUGUGGGGUUGCGGCUACUCGCGUCUCAGUGCAGUUGGAUUAUUUAUUGAGAGUGAUAUUCUGCAGCUCUUUGGAUGCCGCGAGUCAGCCCGCGUGUGAAUUCUUUGCAGUAACUUGGACCUGGUGAACUUCAUCGUUGCCGAGAGCCACGUAGGACUGCUCGCAAACACCUUUGGUGGGCCACACAUUAACACACACAGGUUGCAAUCAUUCAACUCUACUUCCCGAUUUAGUACGGCUAAGAUGCUUCCAGCGAUGGAUAAAUGUCCACUGCAGGCAGCUUUCGAAGUUGUAGGCCUCGUGUGUGUGCGUGUGCUGGCCGUGUAUGAAAUGAGGUCACGUGCCUUAUCUGCCCUGCGGGUUUCUCAGUUCCCUUCCACCGCUCAUUUAGGAGGUUUAAACACCGGGGAAACGUUGUGACGUGUCGGCCACGGUUAGUGGCUCGUAGCGGAACGUUUUUUUGUUUGUCUUAUCGGGCAGCGCGCGCCUCACCACACCACCCCCAGAGCUCUUGGCGAGUAUGCAGCUCGGAUGCGCCGCACGCCGGCCAGUGGGUUUGCUUGGUCCUCACAAUUCGUCGUCCAUUCGGCCUGAGCGCACGCGACGAUCGCACGGAACGUCCCGUAGUGGACUGGGGUUCCGUGGUUCAUUGUUAUUGUCAAACCGUGCGGCUCUGUUUCAUUGAAGAGCCGCAGAUGUUGCAUGCGGUGAGUGACACUUCUUUAGAGGACCUUGGUCGGCCACUCGAUGGCCGUAAAUGUGGCUCCUUACACUUCAUGUUUUUAAUUUACAACAUCACUGUAGUUAAGUUAUUGGACGUUGCGGACGUGGGUGUUGUGUGUGUUUGUGUAUAUUUAUGUGGGGAGUGAUAGCGUAGCGGUUAGCGUGCUGCGCUACAUACUCGGCAACUCGAGUUCGAUUUAUGCUCACAGCCAACGCCAGGUGACGAUUAUCUGAAUUGGUCAUGGGCCUUCUCAAGACACUGUAAUUGUUUACUGUGUAGCAAAUGUAUCAAGUAAUAAAUACCACAGCAGUUAUUAUUUAUUUUCCUUCCCUUUGCUACCCGAUAAACCUUGCACUGGACCAGUCUGUUACUGAUUCACCGUCACGUCUAUUUCGUGUUUCUAAAUCGUCUCAAUCCUUUUGUAAAUCACGUGACUUCUGUGUGGCCACCCCCACUCUGGACCCCUCGCCUCACCCGGCCCGCUGUGAGAACAGACUCUCCUCCGUGCAGCAGCAGCAGCAUCGAGUCCCAGAUGCAGCCUCUCCCUCCCCAUCCUCAUCUCUCCCGACCCUUUGCUGCCGUUUCUCCGCUCCUUUUCCCCCUAUUUCCCAUUCUUUCUCUUCUCUCUUCCCUUUCCCGUUCCUUUUAUAAUUUUCCAUGCAUUGUAUCGUUGACUCUACAACCCCUCCCCGUGGGGCGCAGUCACGGGUACAAGGCUCUAUCAUUCCAACGGCCGCCCUCGAGGUUCCACGUCCCAACGAUCAGUUGCUCGACCGAAUCGCUCUCGAGCUCGCGCAACUCGGCCAUCGCCUCCCGACACGCGACCAAGUUACACGCAAGCGAUGGCGCGUGUGUCGACUCGGAUUUGCAGACUGGUUGUGGUGUGAACACGAGGCUUACCGGUAGCGGCGGUUGUAAAAACGACUUCUGGAAGAGAAACCUGCACAUUCCCUCUGUGUUGUUAUUUUUACGAUUGUGCUUCGUUGUUGUGUUUGUUUACGUGCAACUUUUCAUUUCACGUGAAAUAAAACCUAAACUCGUGCCUUAUAAUUUACCGUGUAGAGUAGUUAACUGGAGUCCAAAAAAUAAUAAUGCUAUUCAAAUUCAGUUUGCCUCGGUGUUUUUGGAGUGAACCACAUUUUUGCCGUGACGCAUUUUAACCUCGGAAUGUUUUGAUGAAUGUUUGUGAUGAUGCACAAAUGCUCCUUUUCCACUGGCACACCCGAGCCGUGCCAGCGCGGGUACCCUCACGGGGCUUUCCUCGGGCCGUUACCCAUGCCGAGCCGGAACCAAGCCGUGAUACCCUGCUUGCCUCGCAGGACUUCUGUAAUCUGGCUCGGGGCCAGGCAGGGCCAGGGGCGGGGAUAAUGACGCGGUCAUUGUUAGUGAUGUCAGUCAAUACGCUGAAGACACAGCGACUCCGAGUGACGUCAGUGACGUCAGUGGCAUGGCUCUGCUUCUGCAGUGGAAAAACGACCCGGUGCGUCCGAGUCGCGCUAGGCUGGCUCGGCACGGCCCGAGAGCGGCUCGGUUGUGCGGUGGAAAAAGGGUAAAAGGGUUUACUGGGUUGUGGAAUCACUUUAUCCCUGGUUACACGUGUGACAACUUGGUGAAAGUCACCCUUCCAAAUAUAUGUAGGGCUCCUGGGAUCACCUGUUCACCGUUUAAAAUCCACUUUUAUUCUGUUUGUGCACUUGUCACGUGACCUUAAUGUGGAUUAUAAAAUACCUUUUUAUCAAUAAAUGUCAAUUCCAAUGA